AUGGCUUCCGAGCUCAAGAAGGUCCCCAUCCCCCGCAAGGGCGUCGACUACCGUGGCAAGGUUGUCCUUGCCCCGAUGGUCCGCUCGGGCGAGCUGCCCUCCCGACUUCUAGCUCUGCACUAUGGCGCCGACCUCGUCUGGGGCCCGGAAACCGUCGACAGAUCCAUGAUCGGAACCACAAGGCGGUACAACGAAGUCACAAAGACAAUCGAGUGGACAAGGAAACCGUCGCAAGGCUCCAAGGCACCCCCGGACGACGUCAAGGACAGCAUCAUCUACCGCGUGCACCCGGAGCUCGAGGGCAGCAAGCACAUCUUCCAGAUCGGCACCUCCAACCCAGAACUCGCCGUGCAAGCUGCACGCGUCGUUGCGGGAGACGUCAAGGGCAUCGACGUCAAUGCGGGCUGCCCAAAGCCUUUCAGCACGCACGACGGCAUGGGCGCGGCCCUGCUGCGCACCCCGGACAAGCUCUGCGCCAUCCUCGAGGCGCUCGUCAAGAACAUCACCCCCGAGUACGAGAUCGGCAUCAGCGUCAAGAUCCGCAUCCUCGAGACGGCGGCAGAGACGGAGGCGCUUGUGCGCCGCCUCGUGGCGACGGGCAUCACCGCGCUCACCGUGCACUGCCGGACGACGCCCAUGCGGCCCCGCGAGCGCGCCAUCCGCGGCCAGCUGCGCAUGAUACGCGACAUCUGCCAUGAGGCCGGCGUGGCGUGCCUGAUGAACGGCGACGUCGAGUCGCGCGACCACGCGGCUGGCCUUGUCGAGGAGUACGGAGUUGACGGCGCCAUGAUUGCCACCUGCGCCGAGAAGAACUCGAGCUGCUUUCGCGCUGGGGCUGACGGGGGUGUCGCUCCCUGGGAGCAGGUUGUCGAGAAGUACGUCGAGUUGGCCAUGGACGUGCACAACAAGUUUGGCAACACAAAAUACCUCCUGUGCCAGCUCGUCCCCGGCAAGUCACCCAUGUACAAGCUGCUGCAGCCUUGCAAGUCCUACCUGGCCGUGUGCGAGACGCUCGGCGCCACACAUCUUCUGGAGCGUGCCAGAGCCGUCGACGUCGCAAUCGGCAUCGACCCGGAGAGCAAGGCGCAGCUCGCGGCGGACAAGUCUGCGGCAAAAGCAGGCCAGAAGGCCGCGCGGAAGAGGCAGGAGCAGGAGCAGCAGCGUCAAACGCAGCAGCAGCAGAAUCAGCAGCAGUGGAAGAACAAUCCCAGCGCGCUGGCCGCUGGCGGCAACCCCGCCCAGGACCGCGCGAACAACAAGAAGCCCCUUUCCGAGCGUGGCGUCCAACAAAGGAAGAGGUCGCAGUCACCAAACAACAUGCCGCAACAGCAGGAGGUGACAAAUGGCAUCCACCCCGCGGCGGCGCCGGCGUUGUCCAGGGAGCAGUUCUUGGACAAUCUGAUCUCGUAG
Molecule: messenger RNA, 1410 nt
Organism: Microdochium trichocladiopsis
Lineage: Eukaryota; Fungi; Ascomycota; Sordariomycetes; Xylariales; Microdochiaceae
Exons: 2
Coding region: 1-1410 (469 amino acids)
Biological process (GO): tRNA dihydrouridine synthesis
Cellular component (GO): cytoplasm
Molecular function (GO): tRNA dihydrouridine synthase activity; flavin adenine dinucleotide binding
Source: RefSeq, a predicted model, not a curated record